ACCAUGAGCCACUGCUCCUCCUCCUCCUCCUCUUCUUCCACAUCACUGACGACUGCUCUGUGAAAGUUAGACUGACAGAAAAGUGCUUCUCUAUAAACUGUGAGACCUGUGACGUGUGAAAGCAUGUUCAUCACAGGAACACGUACAUGGACAGAUCAGUCAAACUCGUCCUGUACUGUUUCCUCCUGGCUCUUAUCAUAUACUUCUUCCAUGGACGCAAAGCAGCCGUCAGCGUCACGCCACCUCGUCCUGUCUUUCACGCGGAGAGCCGACUAAUGACAAGCAUGACGCUCGUCAAAGCAACAGGGCCACAAACACCGAUGGAGACACCGUGGCGGGCUCCUUUAGUGUGGGGUGACAGCCACAGCUCAGCCCGGCACAGAGAGAAAUUCGCUCAGCGUGGAAUCCACACGGGUGUGGUGACCCUCGUCGUGGGGAAAUAUAAACGCUUCAUCCACCAAUUCCUCUCGUCGGCUGAAAUCUACUUCCUCCCCGGUCAGAGGGUCACCUAUUACAUUCUCACAGACAGCCCUCAUUCUCUGGAUCCCCCCAUGGAGUUGGGGCCCAAGCGGCACGUGAAGGUGGUUCCGGUUGCCGAGCUGCCUGGGUGGAACAGGCUGGCCUAUCGCCGCAUGGCCCUGAUUGCCGACGCCAUCAGAGAUCCAAUCAGCGGCGAGGUGGAAUACCUCUUCUGUGCUGACAUUGACCAGGAGUUUGUCGCCCCCGUGGGAGAGGAGAUCCUUGGUAACCUGGUGGCCACGCUGCACCCAGAGCUUUAUGGGAUGCCACGAAAUGCAUUUCCAUAUGAGGUUGAAGAAGUCUCCUCUGCUUGUGUGGACGAGGAUGAAGGAGACUAUUACUACACCUCAGAGUUUUAUGGCGGCUUGGUUUCUGAGAUGUACAGAAUGGCUCGCGCCUGUUCCAUGCUUAUCCUGCAGGACCAGGCCAGUGGGGUGCUGGCAAGGGGCCUCGAGGAGAGCUAUUUGAACCGCUACCUGAUUGACCACAGGCCAACAUGCGUGCUGUCACCAGAGUACAGCUGGUGGGAUUCGGCCCUGGCUGCUGAUGUGCCGGUACAGAGGCUGGUGUCCCUGGGAAGACAGUGUGAAUCUUAUGAUCAGGAGAUGAGAAAGAAGCACAAAUGUUGAAAUGAAUGUAAAAGACGAUGGGUGGAUUUUGCUGGCUCAAUCCAUCACAUACUGGACUACUGUUAUGACUGUUUUGUUUCUUGUAGACCUCGUUCAGACCUGGUAUUGACAUCUGUCCCGCGUGAUCUGAUCAUGUCCAGAUCACGCUAAAGGUCUGAACACUCCCGAUCCGUCCUGAACGCAUCAUCAGACAUGAUCUCAAACAAAAGACUCCAUUUUGGCCAACUUUAGACUCUCCUAAAAAGCAGAUCCAAGCACAAACAGGUUUUACACAAUGACGACAGAGAAUUUACAUCUCGUAGCUUUUGUAUACACCAAAGAGCAUCUCUCCUGGGCAGAAACUUAUCAGACGCCAUUACUAGAUAACCAUCGCUACUAGAAUUCUACAACCAGCCGUUGUUGUUCGGAGCCGUGAGGGAGAGAGAGAAGAGAGAGACAGACACAGCGUUGCCUCGAGCUACGCGAGAUGUCAUUGUGGCGAGUAUCGUGUCGUUUCAAACCAGUUUGACGUGCGCAAAUGUGCCGUAAUGAAGUUUGUGGACAUGCUCUAUAAAGACUCAGUCGUCACCUGCUUCCCCCUGCUGUGGAGAAGCUGUUUGCUACACCAAGAGCAUGUCCCGGGAAUGACCAGAGUAAGAUGACUGAACAGCCCAGGUUAUACUGGCAUAACACAGCUAGUUUAUUAGAGUAAUUCAUUCAUUUCCGUUCAUUACUUUGAAUGAUCUAUGUUUAACAUUGUUGACGAUUGACGACCUCGUGGAAAUGGGCGGUGACUGCACCCUCUCCAGACCCAUACUCAGUCUUAUUGAGACUUUAGUCAGCCUAGGUCUGAGGACACGUGGCCACAUUCUUGAACAUGCACAAACACAAUUUGUUGUCAGGAUGGAUUGGAAGCCACGUCCUCAGCUGACGUCAACAACACACUGUAGUACCUAUGACAGGACUGUAGCUGCGCUGUAGCGUUGCACCGAAAAAACAGAGAAGAAGACGUUGUAAACAUUAGAUUGAGGGUGUCCAAACUACAGCCUGUGGGCCAAUCACGGCCCUCGGUAAGAUGUUGUCGGUUUUAUAAUGCAUUAUUUAUGGCCAGGGAUGGACUCGGAUAAAAAAUUGGCAUUCGUCGCGCGUCACCCCCAUUAGCUCAGCUGGUAAGGAGUUGCAGUUCAAGUUUUCGGGCCACGUUGAGAAAAAAAAAAUUCAGACUUUGAGAAUAAAGUCGUAAAUG
Solea senegalensis (Senegalese sole) is the source of this 2373-nucleotide messenger RNA. Its product is annotated as globoside alpha-1,3-N-acetylgalactosaminyltransferase 1-like. NCBI's taxonomy places the organism in Eukaryota, Metazoa, Chordata, Actinopteri, Pleuronectiformes, Soleidae. The transcript is spliced from 3 exons. Bases 147 to 1148 code for a protein of 333 amino acids. Gene Ontology annotation, molecular function: hexosyltransferase activity. The record is from RefSeq and is a predicted model, not a curated record. Gene Ontology annotation, biological process: carbohydrate metabolic process. Gene Ontology annotation, cellular component: Golgi apparatus; vesicle; membrane.